Messenger RNA from Tarenaya hassleriana, 2054 nucleotides. Its product is annotated as arabinosyltransferase XEG113-like. Gene Ontology annotation, molecular function: arabinosyltransferase activity. NCBI's taxonomy places the organism in Eukaryota, Viridiplantae, Streptophyta, Magnoliopsida, Brassicales, Cleomaceae. Gene Ontology annotation, cellular component: Golgi apparatus. The transcript is spliced from 13 exons. The record is from RefSeq and is a predicted model, not a curated record. Gene Ontology annotation, biological process: cell wall pectin biosynthetic process. Bases 98 to 1894 code for a protein of 598 amino acids.
AUCUGAUCGAUCGAAGAACAAAAACCACAGAGGUGUGAAGCUUCUCUAAUGGCGAUUUGAAGCAAAAAGGAAAAAGAAAGUUGUGGAGAAGAAGAAAAUGGAGGGUUGGCGAAAGGCGUUGAAAUCGAAGACUGUGUUCGUGACGGUCCACGUAACGGUGAUCGUCGGCGUUAUAAUCUCUUCCUUAUACGUCUUCUCCGCCAUUAACUCUUCUUCCUAUGGCUCCUCCUCAUCAUUUCUUUCUUCUCCUCCUCUCUCCAAUGUCGGCCGAUUUUCCGCUCAUUCACCAUCAAACUUAACCUCGGAUUUUCCGAUCCGGGCGCCUCCUCAUGACAAGAAAAUGCCCCCUCUCGAGACGUUCAGACUGACGAAAGAACUGGUCGGAGGAAGGGCGAAGGACAACAUCGUCAUCGUGACAUUCGGGAACUUUGCCUUUAUGGAUUUCAUCUUGAAUUGGGUUAAACACCUGACCUGUCUAGGCCUUUCCAACGUCCUAAUCGGCGCAUUGGACACGAAAUUGUUAGAGGCUUUGUACUGGAAGGGUAUUCCGGUUUUCGACAUGGGAAGCCAUUUGAGCGCAGCCGAUCUCGGGUGGGGUUCCGCUUCGUUUCACAAACUGGGACGGGAGAAAGUCAUUCUCAUCGACGCUAUCUUGCCUUAUGGUUAUGAGCUCUUGAUGUGCGACUCCGACGUGGUUUGGCUAAAGAACCCUUUACCCUAUCUCGCGAGGUACCCGGAAGCAGAUAUUCUGACAUCGACUGAUGAAGUCGUGCCGACAGUCGUUGAUGACAGUCUGGAUAUUUGGCAGCAAGUGGAAGCUGACUACAACAUUGGGAUUUUCCACUGGAGGCCGACGGAAUCAGCAAAGAAACUGGUGAAGGAAUGGAAAGACACCCUUUUGGCAGACGACCAGAUUUGGGAUCAGAUCGGAUUCAACGAGAUUGUCCGGAAACGGUUAGGCCCGUCAGUUGAUGGGGACAGCGGGGUUUUCUAUGCGUACGAUGGGAAUCUCAAGGUCGGGCUUUUGCCUGCUAGCGUGUUUUGCAGUGGCCACACAUUCUUUGUUCAGGGAACGUAUAAACAGCUGAGACUGGAACCGUAUGCUGUCCAUACGACAUUCCAAUACGCAGGCACCGAAGGGAAACGUCAUAGGCUCCGAGAAGCAAUGGUUUUCUACGACCCACCACAGUAUUACGACGCUCCAGGAGGUUUCUUGGCAUUCAAGGCAUCUAUUCCGAAAAGCAUGUUACUUGAUGGCCACCACACUCUUGCUUCCCAUUUCGCCCUCGUCAACCACCAAAUUAAACAAAUUAGAUCAGCUCUCGCCAUUGCUUCUCUGUUAAAUCGUACUCUGGUCAUGCCCCCGCUGUGGUGCAGGCUGGACAAGUUGUGGUUCGGACAUCCCGGAAUUCUUGAAGGAUCUUUGACUCGGCAACCUUUUCUAUGCCCUCUCGAUCAUGUGUUCAAGAUAGAUACCAUGUUGAAAGAGCUACCAGAGGACGAGUUCGGCCCGGGGAUCGGAAUCAGAGAAUAUUCCUUCUUCGACAACCCGUUAUUGCCAAAACACGUAAAAGAGUCAUGGCUCGAUGUGAAGCUUUGCCAUGAAGGAUGUGAAACCUCAGACAACACAAUUUCCUCCGGUUUCAUCAAGUUUCCAAAACGGAGCAGCGAAGAGAGAUUCAAGGCGACAUUCUCUUCCUUGAAGGAUGUUAAAGUGAUAAACUUUUAUUCGGUUCAAGAUGCUUUCACCGGAUUUUCCGACAAGGAGAGAGAAGAGAAAUUCAGAAGAAGGGUGAAGAGAUACGUGGGGAGAUGGUGUUGCGUGGAGAACCGGACUUUAGGACACAUCUACUACGACAUGUAUUGGGACGAGAAGCCUCCCCCUCUUCUCUGACGCCUUGUCCCCCAAGAAAACUUGUCCGAAUCAGAAGUGGCUUUUAAUGAGAUCAUGGGUAUCAGGUUUCUUGAGGGCUAAGAAACUAUAUUCUUGAGGAGUUAUAACUCUUGACAGAUAACUUUUUUUUUAUCUUUUUUAUAACGGUGGGAAUACUGCC